CUUCUUCCUCUUCUCUUAGCCACUCAGAAAGACGUCUUGAAACAGUGACAAUGUCUAGAGAAGUUUUCUACUCAAAUGCAACAUUCAGUCGGCCCCAGAAGCAAGAUGAUGUGACAGAAAGUAAAGUUUCUGAAGAAAAUUACGUAUGCUCUGCUAACCCUUCUCCCCCAGUAGGGUCAAAGGUUGUGACACCUGUGAGAGGAUCACAGAGGGUUGUUUUGGGGACCCUGGUGUGUUUCUGGGUUGUACUGCUAGUCCUGUCCAUCACUCUGAGAGUCCUUUAUGUAUCCAACAUCCAUUUUCUUCAAGCUGUGGAAACUAACUUAACCCAACAUAUAAGUACAGCCACACGAUGUGCCUCUGGCUGGGAGUUCUACAAUGGAUCAUGCUACCACUUCUCUGAAGACAAAUGGACAUGGGAACAGAGUCAAUAUGCCUGUAUCCGUGAAGGAGGACACCUGGUCAUCAUUGAGAGUCAGCAGGAGCAGGACUUUAUUAGAAUGAUGGUGGGAAACACUGAAUUUAAAAACAUGUACUGGAUUGGAAUGACAGACAUGAAGGAGGAGGGAGUUUGGGUCUGGAUGGACAAUACACCCCUUAAUGACAACAUCAAGUACUGGGAUCUAAACAAUGGAACAAGUAACUCUGGAAGACCAGAACCAAAUAACUGGCCUCCAGGUGAAGACUGUGCCCAGAUAGGUCGGCGCUGUUCUGUUCAAAUCAGUUGUUGGUUUGACUCUGGAUGUGAUAGACCAUCUAAGAGAAUCUGUGAGAGCCGUGCAGCCAGAUUUUAAUCCUGCCAAUAUUGUUUUAACCUUCAGCCAGCACAAGAUAGUGGUCAUUGCUGUCGGUACAUUGCUUCACUUUCCCAGACCCAUAUAAGAACUAGCCCUAAACAAAACACCAUGCUUAGUGGAGAUUGUCCAUUUAAGAGUCUGAAACAGUCUGAAACAGUCUGAAACAGUCUGAAACAGAUCCAUAGUGAAUGAUUUGGAUGUGUAUCCAGAGUAACUAGCUGCUGUACAUGUCAUCUUUUUCCAACAGGACCAGUGUUUGUGUUUUACCUUCUGGAUUCAGAAAUGAUAUGUGGGGAGUUCUGGUUUCAUCCAUUUGAUUGUGAUAAACUCCAGGGCUGUUGUAAGCAAUAUCAGACCUUAUCAAUAUCAGACCUAAGCAAUAUCAGACCUUAUCAAUAAGAGAUAUUUAUCAGACCUUCCCUCCAAGCCAUCGGGUAUUACUCCCAGUAUUCCCAACAUAGAGUCCUGUGGGAUAUUUUGUUGAAACACGUCUUUAAGCACAUCAAAUACUUCAUUACAGAAAACAUGUAACUUAGGGCACAGCCAAACUACAAGUAUGGUUUCCAAUUUGUGAUCCACAGUUUCUCCAACAUGAACUUGUGUGUGAGUUUAGGUUCAUCUUUGAAUCUCUGGCGUCCGGAAGUGUCUAGUGAUUAUUUUCCAUUUAAAUUCCCUCCAUGUUUUUGAAUUUGUCACUAGGCCUGCUUCUGUGAAUAUGUCUUUCCAGGUAUCCUUUUUUCAGAUAUCCAAUGUAUGUUAGCAGUGAAAUAGUUUUAGAUGGUUAAACCAUUCAUGGUCGACGUCCGCGAUCCCGCGGACAGUGCUAAUUUGCAUAAAUAUUUCGAAAAAUAGAUUCUCCAUA
Esox lucius (northern pike) is the source of this 1659-nucleotide messenger RNA. RefSeq names its product CD209 antigen-like protein E. The record is from RefSeq and is a predicted model, not a curated record. NCBI's taxonomy places the organism in Eukaryota, Metazoa, Chordata, Actinopteri, Esociformes, Esocidae. The transcript is spliced from 6 exons. The coding region runs from base 51 to 794 and encodes 247 amino acids.